GCUGAAAUCUGAGGGUGUCUAUAGGAAGAAUAAGAAACAGCUUUACAUGCUCGUUCCACGUACUCACAGCUACCAGGCUUAUGCCAAAGUCAAAGGGACAGCUGUAAUCAAUCCCAUUGAGGAGAAAGUACGGUGUGCGUAUGACUCUGAAGCAUCAGGCUUUAUCAUCCGGCAUGAACACAGCCUCCACGAGCUUCCACCCUGUAUUAAAGUGCUACGAAGUCAGCUUGAGUUGCUCAUUAUAGACAACAACUACAAUUUGAGAGCACUUCCUGGCUUUCUUGGUGAUUUCUUGUUUCUACGCGUUCUAGAUGCGAGUUACUGCCGCAUUAAAAACGUCGAUCCACGUUUAGGUUGUUUGCGUAGGCUCGAGCACCUUAACUUAGCGAAUAAUCAGCUUGAGUACCUGUCUUUCGAAGCGUCAAGGCUUAAAUCCUUGAAAAAGCUAAAUGUCGAAAAUAAUAAUAUGAAGGUGCUGCCCGGUGGACUACUUUUUUUACAGCAUCUGAAGGAAUUAACGUUGGAGAACAAUCCUUUCUACGAUCCGGUAGAAAUCGAAGGUACACCUGACGUGACACUUUCACCCUGUCUAUCCAGCAUAGAGUGCGUAAACUGCUGCAUUCCGACACAGAAUUAUCGUACCUUUAUUUCGUUUCAUCGGCUCUGUCAGCAUGUCGAAUUGCCUUUUGUGUUUCAUACGUGCUCAGACACAUGUCAAGCGCAGGUAAGAGAUCGUCUCGAUCGCUACAACGCUGCACAACGUGAACGGCGCGAGCAUCAAUAGGUUUAUUGGAAGGCAUUACCCCGUUUUCCUUUGCUGAUGUAUGGUACAUGUAGCAAACUGAAGUGUGUAUAUGUAUUGUUAAACGCGAGGGUUGACACCUACGCGCUCCUCUUUUUUCUCUGUCGCUUUUAUUUGCCUUUAUGAGAUUGAGCUGUUUCAAAUGCAACCGUUUUACUUUGUUGAUUUGACUAGUCUUUGUUCUCGGUGAUCUAUCAUGUACAUAAUUUCCUCAUCCCUGUGUAUUAUGUUCAUCUAUAUUUGAAAACAAGUAACACAAAUGCAUGUGCGAGGCUUCUUGAGCACCAGCUUCACUUUGUUAAAUGAAUUCUAGAUAACGAAUUAAUGAUAGUCUAAAAUAAACGUGGAUAACUACUCUCUUCGCCUUUGCUUCUCAGCGUUGGAUUUCUGAGUUUUAAAAGGAACCUUUGUAAUUAAAGAGGUGCAUAGAAAAGAGCAAGAACGAAAACAGCAAA
Phytomonas sp. EM1 is the source of this 1257-nucleotide messenger RNA. The record is from the annotation of a GenBank genome assembly. Lineage: Eukaryota; Euglenozoa; Kinetoplastea; Trypanosomatida; Trypanosomatidae.